Molecule: messenger RNA, 1500 nt
Organism: Cajanus cajan (pigeon pea)
Lineage: Eukaryota; Viridiplantae; Streptophyta; Magnoliopsida; Fabales; Fabaceae
Biological process (GO): regulation of DNA-templated transcription
Molecular function (GO): double-stranded DNA binding
Source: RefSeq, a predicted model, not a curated record
UCGGAUAUGGUCUUUUACCCCAUUAGAGUUUCUAAAAAUUCCCAAAAUUCUCGUCGCUGUGCUUUUCGUAUGUAGCUUGAGCAAUUGCAUUGUCAAGAUUCUGUACAUCGAAGAGGAAGUGGUUGCAGCGUUGAAUCGCAUACCCUGUUAUGGUGUGGAGCAUCAAAUAUCACUUGUUCCUAACACAAACUUCUUGAGGUGCUUCAGAUUGAAGAAUUGAAACCUGUAAGUGUGUAAAUGGUGCCUAAUUUUCUCAUUGCAAAAUUAAUUGCAUCAUCAUUAACACGCUACAAGAUCACCCAUUUCCUAUUGGGUUCACAUUCUCUGCUGCAACACAAACACAAAGCUUCACUUUUUCUCUUCAAUUCAUUCACUUCUGGUGCAAUCCACCCCAAAGGUGACACCUUUACAGUGUCUUACUUGGUCAACUCAUGUGGGGUGUCCCCAACACUGGCCAAGGAACUCUCCAAAAGGGUCAAUUUGAAAACCCCAGAUGGCCCAAAUGCUGUUAUUGAUCUUCUCAGCAACUAUGGGUUCUCCAAAACCCAGAUUGCAAAACUUGUGGAAAAGCAUCCCUUGGUGCUUGUUGCAAAGGCAGAAAAUACCCUUUUGCCUAAACUCAAGUUCUUGAGAUCUAUUGGGGUUUCCAAUACUGAUCUUCCUAAGAUUCUGCUUCGAAACCAUGCUAUAUUGAUGUGUAGCUUGGAAAAUUUCCUCAUCCCACGUUAUGAGAUCCUCCGGGGUAUAGUUCAGGAUGAUCAGAAAGUUGUUAGAACUUUGAAAAGUGCUGCAUAUAAUAUUACAUAUUCUGACGUGUUGAAAACCAUGGUUCCAAACAUUAAUGUUUUGAGGCAAUCCGGUGUGCCUCAAGCUUCUAUCUCUCUCUUGGUGGUCCAUUAUCCUUGUGCUGCGUAUGUGAAGCAUUUCAAAUUCGUGGAAGCUGUCGAGACAGUUAAGGAAAUUGGGUUUAGUCCUUUGAAAACUAACUUUGUCCUGGGUGUCCAAGUGCUUUUAACUAUGAGAAAAACAGUGUGGAAGUCAAGACUUGAGCUUUAUGAGAGGUGGGGUUGGAACGAUGUAAUGUUUCAUGAAGCAUUUAGAAUGUUUCCCAAUUUUGUGAAGUUGUCAAAUGCUAUGUUUACUAGAAAAAUGAGUUUCUUAGUGAAGGAUAUGGGUUUGUCAUCAGAAGAUAUUGCUAAAUAUCCUCCAGUUCUAGCCUACAGCUUGGAGAAGAGGAUCAUCCCUAGAUUCUCUGUAAUUAAAAUCUUGAAAUCAAAAAGUCUGCUCAAGAAUAGUUUUCACUUCAGUUCCUUUAUGAAUGUAACUGAGCAAUUUUUUUUGGAGAAAUUUGUCAUCAACUUUCAGAAAGAUUUGCCUGUUUUAGCAAAUGUCUACAAAGGUUUGAUAGAUUCUCAGAAGGUAAUGUAGCUUGCAGGCAAUUGUUCAAACUUAUAAUUUUCAAUUUCAAUGCUAAAUUAAACAUUUAUUUUGUCUGCUUUU